CAGCCAGGCGGUUUUCCAGCCUGGUGUGUCUGACAAGUGCCCUCCUUGGCCGAGGGCUGAGGAUGAAUCCCAGGGGCACGUGCCAUUUGCGAGGCAGGACGCGCGUCAUGACUGUCACCGGCUUAAUGGCUGGCAUCCCGCUCUACCUGCCAGAGUGCCGCCGGCACCCACGGCCGAGCGCCCUGACCGGGCUCUGCUCCGCAGCCACAGGCAAACCCAGGUGGGUACAGGAGGAGGCUGGGAUGCACCAGGGCUCGGGGGUACUGCGACAAGUGCCUGAGAGUGGGAGGGGAAUGGUACAGUGAGACAGAAAUACUGGCAGCAAUGUACAUGGGGCAUGGGGUGUAUAUAUGAUGGGGCAUGGAGUUAUAUAUAUGAUAUGGUUUACAGUUUCAUGGUGGAGGCAUGUGGUUUGUUGUAGGGUAUGAUAGGCUCUAGGGCUUCAUGGUAGGGGCAUGUGGUGUGUUAUAGGGUAUGAUAGGCCCUAGGGUUUCAUGGUGGGGGCAUGUGGUGUGUUAUAGGGUAUGAUAGGCUCUAGGGUUUCAUGGUAUGGUGGGCCUACCAUUGGGGAGGGUGGGAUCGGGACGCUUGGGGACAGUGCAUUGCUCCCGCCGCUCAUGGUCCGUUUCUCCUCCACGGCAGGGCUCCGAGGGGCUAGCCAGGUGCCAGGGGCCCGUUCUCCCACUGGCAUGGAGACAUGGUCCCGGCRCGGAGCUGCCUUCGACUGCGUGCCCCAGCCGGCAGCCUGCUGCCCUGACUGGAUGGCGGAGCUCCCCGACGCCCUGCCYCUCUCCCGCCUCUCCAUCCCCGGCACCCACGACUCCCUCAGCCUGUUCGGCGGCCGCCGCCUACGGUGCCAGAGCUGGGGCCUGGAGGCCCAGCUGGCGGCCGGCAUCCGCUUCCUGGACGUUCGCUGCAAGCUGUGGCGGGGCGAGCUCCGCAUCUACCACCUGUGCACCUUCCAGCGGGCCAGCCUGCGGGGCGUCCUGCGCCGCACCCUGCGCUUCCUCCGCGCCCACCCCGGCGAGGCCGUGCUUAUGCGCAUCAAGGAGGAGCUGCCCAUCUUCUCCCGGCCCGGCUUCGCCGCCCAGCUGCACCGCUGCCUGCUGGAGGAGGGACAGGGCUGUGUGUGGUGCCGGGAGGAGGUGCCCACGCUGGGCCAGGUGCGCGGGAAGAUCGUGGUGCUGGAGGCGCUGGCGCGGGAGGUGCUGGGCAUCCCCUACGAGCAGCUGAGCAUCAGCGACGCCUGGAACGUGCUCUCCCUGGAGCGCAAAUGGGCCCGGGCGCGGCGGCACCUGGAGAAGGCGGCCGGCGGAGACCCCACCACCAUGUACCUCACCUUCUGCUCCGGCAAUGGGCUCUUCACCUGCCCCGAGGAGGUGGCCCGCUUCGUGAACCCGCGCUGCUGCCAGCACCUGCGGCGCCGCGCCGGGCAGCCCGUGCGCUGGGGGGUGGUCAUCAUGGACUUCCCCGGCGCAGGCCUGCUCCGGCUCAUCGUGGAGAGCAAYGGAGCCAAAGGACACGGCACAGCGGCCCCCGGCACCCCCACGGUGCCCUCCCGGCACCUCCGCGGCAAAGGCGACACGCCGCAGCCGGCACAGCUCCGCUCGCUGCCCGCGCCGCUGUCCCUCGGGAAGGACGCUGCUGCCGGCCCCGCGCCUCGGCCGAAGGACGUCAGUGCCUGUAGGGCAAAAGCGGGGUUCUAGGUCUUGCAGAGCGCCGGGAAGCCUUCGUGUGACAAUGGUGUGACAGCCGCAGAGGCAGCAGAGGAGGGCCGGCUGUGGUCGGAGCGGAGCGGAGCUGCGCCCUGCCCUGAGGAGCCAGGUACGGUGCCGGUGCGGGGCUGGGCCAGCGGCGACUUCACAGCGCAGCACGGGGAUGGGUGAGGGUAGAGGGUCCUGCCUCACCUCCUGUCAGGCCAGUGAGUCCUCCCAAAACACCUCUCUGAAAAACAGUCCUUUUCCUUUCAAGGGUAAAUAAAAAUAAAAAAGCUAGGAAAGCACUGCCUCUGUUGCCUUGCCGUUUCCUAUCAGAAAAGUGUAGAAAAGACCUUUUGCUUUUGCUGCUUAGAUGUGAAGGAGCCUGUACCACUCUGACCACGGAUAAAGCACAGUUUAAUUUGUGUCUGUGACCAUCUUGAUCUUAAAGCAGAGCUGCAAGAGGUCAGAGGAGUGGGAAUUAGGUGGCAACAAGUGGUUAGGACAUCCUUCCUCUCAUUAUUUUGGCCUUUGUUUCUUCCUU
Messenger RNA from Malurus melanocephalus (red-backed fairy wren), 2241 nucleotides. Its product is annotated as 1-phosphatidylinositol phosphodiesterase-like. Gene Ontology annotation, biological process: lipid metabolic process. Lineage: Eukaryota; Metazoa; Chordata; Aves; Passeriformes; Maluridae. Gene Ontology annotation, molecular function: phosphoric diester hydrolase activity. The record is from RefSeq and is a predicted model, not a curated record.